This is a messenger RNA of Nicotiana attenuata, 585 nucleotides long. RefSeq lists its product as uncharacterized. The coding region runs from base 1 to 585 and encodes 194 amino acids. The transcript has a single exon. Lineage: Eukaryota; Viridiplantae; Streptophyta; Magnoliopsida; Solanales; Solanaceae. The record is from RefSeq and is a predicted model, not a curated record.
AUGGAAGGGCAAAUUCGGGGACGCAUGCCCGAGGACGUCCUUGCCUUCAGUGAAGAGGACUUCGAGACCUUGUCUCAUCCCCAUAAUGACGCGCUCGUAAUUUCAUUUCUCUUGAAUAACAUCCAAAUAAAAUGUGUGCUCGUGGAUCCAGGUAGCUCGGCCAACGUAAUCAGGCUGAAGGUAGUGGAGCAGCUCGAAUUGCUCAGUCAAAUCAUACCUACCUCUCGAGACCUCUGCGGUUUCAACAUGGCCGGUGAAACAACGAAAGGGGAGAUCACCCUCCCGGUCAACGUGUCUGGUACAGUUCGAAACACAAAAUUUCAUGUCAUCGAAGUUGACAUGAGAUAUAAUGCAUUACUUGGAAGGCCACGGAUACACAACAUGAGGGCAAUACCGUCAACUCUUCACCAGAAGAUAAAGUUUUCAACAGAAGACAGUAUAAAAAUGGUACAGGGAGAACAGCAUGCAGCUAAGGAGAUGUUCGCGGUUCACGAGGAGCUACCAAUCUCAAUACCCUCCACCUCGGAGGAGCCGGAGGACAAACAGACCCCCGAGAACGAUGAAAAAGACUUCCUGGCCCACUGA